Vitis vinifera (wine grape) is the source of this 2504-nucleotide messenger RNA. Its product is annotated as protein YLS7. Gene Ontology annotation, molecular function: O-acetyltransferase activity. Gene Ontology annotation, cellular component: Golgi apparatus. The transcript is spliced from 4 exons. The coding region runs from base 517 to 2163 and encodes 548 amino acids. Lineage: Eukaryota; Viridiplantae; Streptophyta; Magnoliopsida; Vitales; Vitaceae. The record is from RefSeq and is a predicted model, not a curated record.
GAGGGGGAUAAUGGUGGGCGAAUAUUAAGGGGCUAAGCCUCGUUCAUGAGAUUAAUUACAAUAAUGACAACAAAACAGGGAAGAGAAAGAAAGCCGAAAAGUCACCCUAUCAUUUGUCUUCCGUGUUUAUGUAUGUAGGUAUUAUUAAAUAUUUUUCCGGUUCCACAUUCCAGCUUCUCUCCAGGCGUUUCAUCUCCCGCUGGAACUUCCUGAAUUCGCUUUUUUCAGGAAAUACGGAUCGAAAUUUGAGGUUUCCAAGAAGCAAUUUGAAGAGUUUGUUUGAUUUAGAUAGUUUUGUGCUGGGAAUCAAUCUGAAGUGGGAAAUUUGAAUCCUCUGGGAAUAGAUCACUUUUUUUUUAGGUUUGUUUGAAUAGGAAACGAGAGUGAAGAUUUUUUGAUCAGCUGCUUCAUAUAAAUAUAUAAUUAUUUAUGUUUUCCAAUGUUUCAGUUGAGAGAUCUUUAGUUUUUGGUGGUUGAUUCGGUUUGAGGAACCCCAUGUUUUGUAGGGUUUACUGAAUGUUCAAAGCCAUGACUUUGGCUUCACCAAGAGGGUUUCCGACAAUGUCUGCCUUUCCCCGGUCUCUCUCCUCCAUAGCAGUAUCAGUGGGAGGAUUGGCAUUGUUCUUAAUUUUUGCUUCUUGCCUUUUGCUCUCAUACCCAAUUGGUUCCACGGUCCGGGGCUAUUUUUACGGUGAUGAUUCAGGAAAAAUGGCAUUGUGGGAUAAUGAAACUAUAAUUGAUACUCGCCUGGUUGACAAUGUAGAUUUAGUUAAUAAGAAUCUGCCUGCCAAUCCUAGUUCAAAAGUGCCCAUAAGUUCUUCUGGUCAAUUGAUUGAUUCUGGGACUGAUGGACUGGUGAAUGAGCCAGCAAAGGUUCCCCUGUCAUCUUCUAAUAUAACACAAGAAGAGGAGAUCAGUAGUUACGUUUCCUCCAAUAUUGCAGAUAAUGUGGAAAUUGCUAGCCCUCUUUCCAUGGCUUUAAAGAAUAAUUCUGAUGUUACAGUUGCAGGAUCAAAUCCUACCAGUCCAGCUUCUCCUUCUUUGCCUGAGGAUGUAGGGACUAGUUUGGUCGAUUCAGGGUGUGAUCUGUACCAUGGGAGUUGGUUUUAUGAUUCAUCUGGACCAUCAUACACAAACAACACAUGCCCUGUUUUGACACAGAUGCAAAAUUGCCAGGGAAAUGGGCGACCUGACAAGGAAUAUGAGAACUGGAGAUGGAAACCCUCUCAGUGUGACCUCCCAAAAUUUGAUGCCAAGAAAUUCCUCGAGUUGAUGAGGGGAAAGACACUGGCUUUCAUUGGUGACUCUGUUGCUAGAAACCAAAUGGAAUCGAUGCUGUGCCUUCUAUGGCAGGUAGAAGUUCCAAAAAAUCGGGGGAAUCGAAAAAUGCAACGCUGGCACUUUAAGUCGACAUCUGUAAUGAUUGUCCGGAUAUGGUCCUCAUGGCUCGUCCAUCAAACAACUGAGCCGCUUGAUUUUGCUCCUGAGGGUGUGGUCAAGCUCCACCUUGAUAUCCCUGAUAACGUCUUCAUGGAGCACAUCCCAAAAUUUGACGUGGUUGUGCUUUCUUCAGGCCAUUGGUUUGCUAAGCAAUCGGUUUAUGUCCUGAAAAAUGAGAUUGUUGGAGGACAAUUGUGGUGGCCGGACAAAUCUCGCUCAAUGAAGAUUAACAACAUUGAAGCAUUUGGGAUAUCCGUGGAGACAAGUCUCGCUGCCUUAGUUACACAUCCUAAUUAUACGGGUCUAACCAUCGUGCGGUCCUUCUCGCCUGAUCACUAUGAAGGCGGUGCCUGGAAUACAGGUGGAUCAUGCACUGGGAAGGUAAGACCUGCCUCAGCGGGCGACUUAGUUGAAAAUGGCUUUACAAAUAUAAUGCAUGAGAAGCAGGUGAUGGGUUUCGACCGUGCCAUCAAGAAGGCCACUAACAAAUCAAAAUUGAGGUUGAUGGAUAUCACGGAAGCAUUUGGGUACCGCCAUGAUGGGCAUCCAGGUCCAUAUAGGAGCCCCGAUCCAAACAAGAUCACACAGCGUGGCCCUGAUGGGAAGCCCCCACCACAGGAUUGCUUACACUGGUGCAUGCCAGGUCCAGUCGAUACAUGGAACGAGUUUGUGCUCGAAACCAUAAGAAGAGAAUUCAAUGGUAAGGAAAGCUUUCCUUCAUGAGAUACCAUAUUUUUGUUGGUAACUCGCCUAUAUUCUUGUAGGAUGGGGUGGAGGUUAGCCUAGUCUAACCCUUUCAAGAAGGAUGAGAAAGAAAGAAAGAAAAUGCAAAGCUUGUAGAGAAAAUCUGUGUGGUUGUAGUUGGGAGAUUUGUGAUUUUUAUUCUUGUAGGAGAUGAGUUAAGAGCAGUUUGAUAAUAUAGAGCAAUAUUUCAGAUGAUCAAAUAAUGAAGAUAGAGCUGUUUUGAUUUCUGUCCAGAUGCAUAAAAUUUUGUAGGUAAAUUAUGACCACUGACUCUUCAUUUCCUGAGGAAUAUAUGGUAAAAUACACCUUGUUUUGCCUUU